GGAAAACGUAAACAAACCCCGGCAGUCUAUAUUAAUAUUUUAUUUAUAUCUAGAAAUGGCUACAUUUAAGCCCAAAUUCAUUAAGCCAGAUACAGAUGAUGCCAUAUCGGAUAACGUAGGAGGUGAUCAGCAAGCCUCUACAUUUGUUUUUAAUUCCAAUCACAAUCUGGGAAUUUUGGAGCAGCGUGAGAAAUUGCCUAUUCGUCAGUAUCGGGAUCAAAUUCUUUAUUGCCUAGAACAGUAUCGGGUAGUCAUAUUAGUCGGAGAGACGGGCAGUGGAAAGAGCACUCAAGUACCACAGUAUUUGUAUGAAUUUGGUUGGCACACAAAAGGAUUAAUUGGUAUCACGGAGCCAAGGCGAGUUUCGACGGUCACUUUAGCCAAUCGUGUGGCUCAGGAGCGUGGUGAACUUGUCGGUGACACAGUGGGCUAUGUGGUGCGCUUUCUGGAACGUGUCUCCACAGACACAAAAAUCAAAUUCAUGACCGAGGGAAUUUUGCUGCGUGAACUCCUAGGAGAUCCAUUGCUAACUCAAUACGGGGUGAUUAUAGUUGAUGAGGCACAUGAGCGAAACAUGCUUACUGAUAUGGUCUUGGGUUUGUUGAAAAAAAUUCUAAAGAAGCGCAAUGAUUUAAAAUUGAUUAUAAGCUCUGCCACAAUUGAUGCCAGUUUCUUUAGCGAAUUCUUCAACUGGCCAGGAGCAGGCAAAGAAGUAAGUGUUAAGCUUACCAUUGAAGGACGCAUGCAUCCAGUUAGCAAUUUUUAUCUUAACGAGCCCUGUGCAGAUUAUGUUAAAGAAACUGUUGAAACUAUAUGGAAAUUGCAUCAGCGAGAGCCACCUGGAGAUAUUUUAGCAUUUCUGACUGGUCAAGAGGAAGUUUUGGAAGCUUUAGAUUUACUUAAAGAAUAUAUAGCAAGCUCAGAUCAAGACAAUCUUAAAGUUUUGCCAAUGUAUGGAAGCAUGAGUAGCACAGAUCAAUUGGCCGUUUUCUUUACUCCUCCAAAGGGAGUGCGCAAAGUUGUCGUGGCCACCAAUAUAGCAGAGACAUCUAUAACGAUUCCUGGGAUUGUUUAUGUGAUUGAUUGUGGCUAUGUCAAGGUCAAAUGGUACAAUCCAACGACCUGCAGUGAUAGUUUAGUUGUAGUACCCGUUAGCAAGGCAUCGGCUGUGCAGCGAGCUGGACGUGCUGGCCGCAUGCGACCUGGAAAGGUUUACAGAUUGUUUACAAAAGAGGAUUAUGAGGGCCUGGCUGCACGUCAACCGCCUGAGAUGCGACGCAGUGAAAUGAGUGGAGUCGUACUUCAGUUGAAAGCUCUAGGCAUUGGAAAUAUCUUACGUUUUGAUUUUCCUUCACCGCCACCGGCGAAAAAUUUAUUGGCGUCAUUAGAAACAUUGUAUGCCCUCGAUUCAAUUGAUGAGCAGGGUCAGUUAACCAAGCCUGUGGGUUACCUUAUGGCAGAACUCCCAUUCACAGCCAUGAUAUCAAAAAUGCUAUACAUAUCUGGCCAAAUGGGUUGCUCCGAAGAGAUUAUAACCAUCAUAGCAAUGCUCCAAGUUCAGUCCAUAUUCUCGCGGCCACCCUCGGCGGCUGCCCAACAGAGUGGACGCAUUGCCCAUCGACAUUUUGAAGUGGCCGAAGGAGAUCUCAUUACAAUGCUUAAUGUCUAUACGGCGUUUGUGGAGGAUGGCAUGACCAAGGAGUUCUGCGGUCAAUAUUAUUUGAUUUAUCGCAAUCUGAAACGUGCCUGCGAAUUGAGAGAUCAGCUAAUUCGCCUUUCCCAGAAAAAGUAUGGCAUACCCAUCUUCUCUUGCAAAGGAGAUGUGGAAAUGGUGUGCAAAUGUAUAACAGCUGGAUUCUUCACCCAAGUAGCCUAUUUGCAUCAUUCGGGCGUCUAUAGGCAAAUCAGUAGUGGCACGGAAUUGGCAAUACAUCCCAAUUCUACAUUGUAUACCUUGCCCCAGGCCCAAUAUGUGGUCUACGGCGAGCUAUUGCAGACAACCAAGUUGUUUAUGAACCUUUUGACGGUAAUUAAAAAGGAAUGGCUAACGGAAUUGGCUCCACAUUACUAUCAACAGACCACUGUGAGGGAUUAACAUGAAAUUGAACAUUUAAUUAACUCUUAUCAACAUAGUUAAAAGACUUAAAAAUUAACUUAAAAACUAAUUUUCAAAUGAAAAAUGUAAAUCCUGGGAGGCGGGUUUAGCCAGCAGCUACACGUCCUCGUCCCUGGAAUAACAUCAUGGACUCUGGGCCACGUAUUACACGUGACAUCAGCUCCCAGCACAUCUUGGCUGGCAAUAAACUGGAAUUGAAAAAGCGAAUAUCAA
Molecule: messenger RNA, 2329 nt
Organism: Drosophila willistoni
Lineage: Eukaryota; Metazoa; Arthropoda; Insecta; Diptera; Drosophilidae
Product: probable ATP-dependent RNA helicase DHX35
Exons: 4
Coding region: 56-2095 (679 amino acids)
Cellular component (GO): intracellular anatomical structure; catalytic step 2 spliceosome
Molecular function (GO): RNA binding; ATP hydrolysis activity
Source: RefSeq, a predicted model, not a curated record